CGAAAAGAAAAGAAAAAAUAAGAAAAAAGAGAAUUAAUUGACCGAAUGUUGGAUAAUAACGUUGUAUCAUUCGUUCGCGCCCUUCGAAAAACGUAUUGCGUGUCAUGGCGUAAGGUUGCUCCCUCGAUUUUCCACCAAUCGCGUGGCGACGUAGGUGAUAAAAGCACGUUGUCAUCGCCACCAGUCAGUUUCCGUUCUUGGCAUCGCGAGGAACGGACGUAUAGUAGCGCGCUUCUCACUAGAAAACAAUUUUACGUUACGACAUCGCUCAAUCGAUCUCAUCGUUAUUGCACAACCGAUAAAUCCUGCGAAAAUUCGAAGGACGACAAGAUGGCAGGCACGACUAGAGAUCCCGCUUCGGAACAACUCAACGAUUAUAAGAAAAAUUUAAAGGGUUCACCACCUGCAUUAUUAACCGGAAGCGGAGCUCUCAUUGCUAAUAAGAAAGCUAGCCUUACGGUCGGUCCACAUGGGCCAAUAUUAUUGCAAGAUUAUGUUUAUCUCGAUGAGAUGUCACAUUUUACAAGAGAAAGAAUUCCAGAACGAGUGGUGCAUGCUAAAGGAGCCGGCGCUUACGGAUACUUCGAAGUAACACACGAUAUCACGAAAUAUUGCAAAGCAAAAGUCUUUUCCGAAAUUGGAGCGAGAACUCCGAUUGCCGUGAGAUUUUCUACCGUAGGUGGCGAAAGUGGUUCGGCUGAUACGGUCAGAGAUCCACGUGGAUUCGCAGUUAAAUUUUAUACCCAAGAAGGUAUAUGGGAUUUAGUUGGUAACAACACACCUAUAUUUUUCAUCAAAGAUCCUCUUUUCUUCCCGAGUUUUAUCCAUACACAGAAGAGAAAUCCUGUGACCCAUUUGAAGGACUCUGAUAUGUUCUGGGAUUUCAUUUCAUUAAGAACAGAAUCUACGCAUCAAGUUAUGAUCCUUUUCUCUGAUCGUGGUAUUCCGGAUGGUUAUCGUCACAUGAAUGGUUAUGGAUCACACACGUUCGAAUUGUUGAAUGCUCGCAAUGAAAGAGUUUAUUGUAAAUUCCAUUAUAAGACCGAUCAAGGCAUUAAAAAUCUUUCGGUCGAUAAAGCGGCAGAAUUAAGCUCAUCCGAUCCGGAUUAUUCAAUCAGAGAUCUUUACAAUGCCAUCGCUAAUGGAAAUUAUCCAUCUUGGACAUUCUACAUACAAGUGAUGACCGAGGAAGAAGCGAAGAAUUUCAAAUGGAAUCCGUUCGACAUUACAAAAGUAUGGCCGCACAAGGAAUAUCCAUUGAUUCCUGUGGGUAAAUUAGUGUUAGAUCGAAACCCAGAAAAUUAUUUCGCUGACGUGGAACAGAUAGCGUUUGAUCCAGCUCACUUGGUACCUGGUAUAGAGCCAAGUCCAGAUAAAUUAUUGCAAGGUCGUCUUUUCGCGUAUGGCGAUACGCACAGACAUCGUUUGGGUCCGAAUCAUCUUCAAUUGCCUGUUAAUUGUCCUUACAAGACUAUAUCAACGAUCAAUUAUCAGAGAGACGGUUCAAUGGCUAUAUACAAUCAAAAUGGUGCACCUAAUUAUUAUCCUAAUAGCUAUUGCGGACCAAGAGAAUGUCCCGCUGUACGAUCACCACCUUUUAGUGUUAGCGGUAAAGUAGAUCGUUACGAGCCUGUUGACGAAGAUGAUUUUGGUCAAGUUACGUUAUUCUGGAAGUACGUACUCGAUGCCGGUGCUAGAAACAGAUUGGUAGAGAAUUUAGCAAGCAGUUUACAGCAUGCUUCCUUAUUCAUAGUCGAAAGAGCAGUAAAAAAUUUCUCUCAAGUAGACGUUGAAUUGGGAAAGAAAUUGACCGAAGCUUUACGCAAAGCUGGCGUGCCGAUAAACAUAUCUGAAAAAUCUGCCCGUCUAUAAAAAUAUAUUUUACACAGUUCUUUUCUACCUGUAUCAUAAUUUUAAGAUUACUUUAUAAUUAUAUACUUAUCGAGGAUGCAUUGUUUAACAAACAAAUAAAUAUAUAUUCUUUA
Molecule: messenger RNA, 1985 nt
Organism: Vespula pensylvanica (western yellowjacket)
Lineage: Eukaryota; Metazoa; Arthropoda; Insecta; Hymenoptera; Vespidae
Gene: Cat
Product: catalase
Exons: 8
Coding region: 46-1872 (608 amino acids)
Biological process (GO): hydrogen peroxide catabolic process; response to hydrogen peroxide
Cellular component (GO): mitochondrion; cytoplasm; peroxisome
Molecular function (GO): heme binding; catalase activity
Source: RefSeq, a predicted model, not a curated record